Tupaia belangeri chinensis (Chinese tree shrew) is the source of this 2153-nucleotide messenger RNA. RefSeq names its product dynein light chain Tctex-type 3 (gene DYNLT3). Lineage: Eukaryota; Metazoa; Chordata; Mammalia; Scandentia; Tupaiidae. Gene Ontology annotation, cellular component: cytoplasm; cytoplasmic dynein complex. Gene Ontology annotation, biological process: microtubule-based movement. Gene Ontology annotation, molecular function: dynein intermediate chain binding. The coding region runs from base 88 to 438 and encodes 116 amino acids. The transcript is spliced from 5 exons. The record is from RefSeq and is a predicted model, not a curated record.
AGGGGGCGGGGCCUCCCCGGAGGCCAGUGCGCGGCCGCGGAACUCGACCCGCGCGUCGCUCCGCCCCCAGGGAGAGUCGGCGCCACCAUGGAGGAGUACCAUCGCCACUGCGACGAGGUUGGCUUCAAUGCUGAUGAGGCCCAUAAUAUUGUCAAAGAGUGUGUAGAUGGGGUCUUAGGAGGUGAAGACUAUAACCAGAACAAUAUUAACCAGUGGACUGCGAGCAUAGUGGAACAGUCCUUAACACAUCUGGUGAAGCUGGGAAAAGCUUAUAAGUAUAUUGUGACCUGUGCAGUGGUCCAGAAGAGCGCUUAUGGCUUUCACACUGCCAGGUCAUGUUUUUGGGAUACCACAUCUGACGGAACCUGUACCGUGAGAUGGGAGAACCGAACCAUGAACUGCAUUGUCAAUGUUUUUGCCAUCGCAAUUGUUCUGUAGCUGGCUAAAAAUGUCAGACUAAAGCUGUUAACUUAACAAUGUGUUAGUGUAUCCUUUCCAAAAGGAGUAAUAGUUACUUAUUAAUGCGUUAGUUGGCCAGUGUGUAAUAUGCUUCAAAGCUAUCAACAACAAAUUGAUAUUAUAAGCAAUUUCAUAGUAAGUUGGCAGAUUGUCUCCUAUUCUUUACAGCAUCAUUUAAACAGAAUCAACUGAAUAUUAGCAAAAAGUAAAUGCAGAAAUGUGGCAUGACAUGAAAAUACAAUCUUGCACUUAUGCCGGCUUUUCACUAACAUUAUGUACCUAAGAGAUGGGAGAAUUCAUUCAGAUCGCCAAUUGUCUUUCAGCUAAAGAAACGAACAUGGAUAAUAACCAAAAAGCUACAAGGAUAGAUGUGGAGAAAAUGAUAUGAAGUAGCUAACAUCUUGUAGUGUUUUUAUUUCUUCUGCUCACUUAGUGUUGCAUAAUAUCUAGUGGAAAGUAAUUGUUUUACUCCUGUCAACUAAUAGUACAGUAGCAACUAUGAUUAACUUGUUUACUUUUUCUGAGAGUUGGUAAAUCUUUUUUUUUUUUUCAAAUUCUUGAAUUUACACUUGAGGACAAAAUAAAUCUGGUAACCUGAAUUUUGUAGUUAAGCAAAAUUAGGUACAGUGUAUGUUAAACAGUGUAUGAUUCAAACAACUGCCUUACAAUUCACUCAUUCCAUGUGGAACAAACACAUUGAAUGCCUGUUAGGAGCAUACGUCUCUGCUAGGCAAUGCAGUUAUCAUCAACGUGCAAUCCAAAUGCUAGGUUCCUUUUGACAACUGUUCAGGUGGAAAACUAGCAUUUAUGUAUGGGGAAGAAAAAAAGUUGUUUUACAAAAGAAAAAUAAAUAAAUCUGGUUAUUCAUGUAGAAGUAAACAAAAUGAAAAGCACUUAUUGCUGACUGAAUUAUAAAUGUAAUUUUAAGAGUUGCUCCUAGCAAGUUAAUAAUGUAUAAAAUAUGCAACUCUUAGUUAAAGGCCUUAUUAGUAGUCUUAACUAUAUAAGUAAAUAUUAUCAUACCUAUUAUGUGGGGUUCAAAUUGAGUGGAGUAAAGUAUAAGUUAAAACUGUAUAAUCAUUAGCAGGUUACUUAAUAUCUCAGGGCUUAUGAAAUGUAGUUAAGAAAAAAAAAGAUGGAAAAUUAGGGUACACAGCUGACCACCAAAUGCGAAGUCAAUCUACUAUUUAACCUUGAAAACAAACCCAAUUUUGCAUAUUACCCCUAACAAACACUAAUACGUACAAAGUGGACUCAUGAUUCAUUGCAUUUGGUGGGGGAAGAAAAGCUUGGUAUUAAUAUUGGCAAUAUUAAGGCAGUAUUCUUAUAAGAAUACUAUGCACAUGUUUGAUAUUUUGCUGACUAAUAAUUGUCAAUGUUUAAAAAGAAUGUUAAGAAAAUACAACAAUAGAGUUUUAUGCAGUGAUCUAUAUUUUUGGCCCAUCAUGAAUUCUCAGUCGUUACAUUUAUGUUACUUUAUGCUGCUGGCUUUUGUGUCCUUAAGGAUUAUAAUAGUGACCAAAACAUCUGUGCAGUUAAGGCUUGUUUCUUCUUCUUCUUCUUUUUCUUUUCUUUUUUUUUUUGUUUUUGUUGAAGCCUGAAUACAAAGAAAAAAAAGAUCAAAUCAUACCUCGUGAACUUGCUAUCUGCUGUUUCUAGUUAAAAUAAAGAUUAUCUUCCUGUGUGGUACUUUU